This is a messenger RNA of Erpetoichthys calabaricus (reedfish), 4820 nucleotides long. It is a transcript of the gene c8h1orf159, whose product is annotated as chromosome 8 C1orf159 homolog. Lineage: Eukaryota; Metazoa; Chordata; Cladistia; Polypteriformes; Polypteridae. The coding region runs from base 768 to 1373 and encodes 201 amino acids. The record is from RefSeq and is a predicted model, not a curated record. The transcript has 8 exons.
CUCGGUGGACACGGGCCGUCGUUACUAGCUGCGCCGCUCGCAUCUCCAUGCUUUUUUAUUAUUAAUGGUGAUCCCGCUAGACCGCCAAUGCCCAGAGCCGCGCGUGUAGCAGCGCGUUCCCAUUGGCUAAACGAGGAGCGCGGCUCGCGCUUUUAAAAGUGGGCGGGGUCUUCGAAUGCACAGCACUGUUGGUGAGGACUCGUCGUCGCGUAGCAACCGGCUGGGCCUGCAACGGGAAGAAGCGCCAGCUGUGAGACACCGUUUAAGCUCUUAACACUGAACUUCAUCUUCUUCAGGGAUUUACAUAUAAAAAGAAGAAACGAUACCACUAAUCAGUUUCAGUUUUCUGCCCCAAAACGACGGACUUAACGCUGAAGCGUUUUCGAAUUUUCUCCAGCUGGCACGUAUACCGAGUCCUGCACGCGUCUGCAGGUGAAAGCGCCGUCUGUAGCUGACUAGUGGGCACGAGUCGUGUCACACCGCCUGGCUCUGGCUGUGUGUUUACGUCAGAGUUUGGCCGACAGGACUUGACAUUUGGUGACUGCCUGACAAGAGGGUGUGAGUUGGAAGGAAAGACGACAAACUCUAAUCCUCGAACUGGGAGGAAGACAGUUCACUUGCUUUCGGAAAGAGAAACGCCCAGUGCUACCGAUCUUUUUUUAGUUGUCGGACGGUUCUUGCCAAGACAAUGUAACCUCUUCGCCCCACCCUUUAAGGAGCAUUUUGGCGCGGCCUUGCACGGUUCUCCAGGGACGACUGUGUAGGGUAUGGCGGCGCACCACGUCGUCUUCGUCGCUGGAGCAGCAUGGCAACUUCUGUGCGAAAGUCCGAUGGUACUGGGUGCUCCUCUUCUUCAUUUGGAUUGCUGUGUAGAUGAACUGGAUAUAAAUGGAAGUUGCCCAUUUAAUGCAACUUGCAGGCCAGAUUGUUAUCAGCUACGCUUUGAGAAUGGCACAACUACAUGUGUGCGGUGCAAACCUGAGUCACCAUCCACUUUACUGUACAACAUAAGCUGUGUUUAUUCAAAUGAAACUUAUUUUCCAUCAAAUGCAAGUACUACAGCGCCACCACAGCCAAAAAUUGGCGGUCCAGGAGUGGUAGCUUCAUUGCUGUUUGGGACCUUAUUCAUUAGCUUAUUUCUUAUUCUCUCUGUGGCAUCUUUUUUCUACCUCAAACGGUCCAACAAACUUCCCAGCAUCUUCUACAGAAGAAACAAAGCCUCCAUACUGCAGCCCAGUGAAACGGCAGCAAUGAUUCCUACCCCAACCUCAUCAGUACGGAAGCCAAGGUACGUAAGAAGAGAACGGCCUUCAGUUAUGUCAACAGCAGCUACCAUAACCUCAGAUGCAACCACAAGAGUGAGCAAUGUGUAAUUCUGUCAACUCUGCCUCUUCAGAAAAAAAGAAGAAAACUUGUCCCACCUGAAAGGCAAAGUGACUUCUAGAAUCCAUGGAAAGGGUUUUAUUUGAAGGUUUCCUUUUGACAUUGUUGCCAUGUUUUUUAUAAAGGGAAAGGAGUGGUAAGGAAUAAACUGAGAAAGAGCAGAGUCUAUGCCAUGCUGCUGCUUCAUGUCUUGGCAUGAGCAGCUGAGUAACCACAUCCAGGUGAUCAUUUUUAAAAUUACAUAUGAAAAAUCUCCUACCUUUUUUACUUUUUAACCCACCAAAUAAUCAGACUAUUGUAAGCUUUAGUUUACAGCAAACCUCUGUAAACAGUAUGAACUGUGACAAUGGUGUUACUCCAUAUUUUGACAUUCCGUUUAAUAAGGGCUUUUCAAUGGGAUCCAGUUCAAUUAUAGUUUACUUAUACAUGAAAGCAUAAUUUUGUUCAUACAUUGGGUAUAACUGUAGUGACCCAGACUACUACAGGCUGUUUUCACAAUCAUGAUUAUCACUUCUGACAUUCUUGCAAACAGAAGCUUUGUUGCUGUUUGACUUAUCAAAGAACAUUAAAUUGGAUAAUGUGUAACUUUACAUACAAUACCUGCAAGUCCAGUUUUGCAUUUCAGUUCUACCUGAAGUAGUUUGCCCUUUAAAAUUAGACAAAAUUAGCAUCCAAAAGUACACUAUUCCCAGUAACUGCCCCCCAGUUCCUUUACAAAGAGCUUUCUAAAUUUGCCUUUAGCGUAUGGUUCUCCAUACUGCAUGCCUUUUAACACACACUGUUUUUAUAAUGACAUAUUAAAUUGCAUUGUUGUUUUAGAGAGUCAGACACGCUGCAUGUUGUUAGGCCUGCUUCUCAACAAAGGCCUGCAAAUGGUUAGAUUUAGGUGAUAUUUGGUUGCUGUAGCUAAGAGUGAGCAGGUGAAGUGUCUCCCAUUACUCUCACCUGUCCUCCUCCUGCACUCUUUGAGUCGGCCCUAGUCAGUAACUACAUAACCAACGAAUCCCUCCUAGGAGGUAAAAUUAGCAAUGUGAGCUGACAGUUGAAAUGCAAGAUGAGCCCCAAAGCUUAAUCAGUAUUGUAGUCUUUUCUUUUCCUCUGAUGUUGUUUUCCUUAUUCAUCUUGAUUUGAAUGACAUAUUCCUUAGAAAACCAGCCUGUGUGUAUGUGCCAAAUGUUUUAGAUAAUAAUAUAGACAAUAUUUUAUGGCAAUAGUAAUGAUCUAAAUUACAUUGGACUCUUAUUUCUAUAUAGCAUUGUGAUUUCUCUUGGCAUUUUUUUUUUAUUUUUUUGAAAGUGGUGGAAGAGUGAAGAAUUGCAAUGGUUUAGGGGUGAUGGGGGGGGGGGGGGGGGGGGGGGGCAGGUUUGGGCAGUGAAAAGCCUUUCUUAAAGGAUUUUUUUUUGUCACUUGGUGUUUCUUCAGUUAAUGUUCUCUAAGCUUUUAAGCCAAAAGUGUUUUAAAGCUUGCUUUAUUUGGUCAGGCCUGUGGCAAAUUAAAUUUAUUCUUCAAUAAGAGCACUAAUUCAAUUUCAGCACAUUUUUCUUUCAGCUGUGCAUUUAGAUAAUUUCUGCCAGUUGACUUCCCUGCCACUCCCAUUCUGUUGAUGGUGGCUAAUAACAAUACGUGUCUCCUUCAGCCUUCGGUCAGCACACGGGGCUUUGCUGUGACCGCCCACCCGAGCCACGUCAGUACUGCUAGUUUUGUUCUGCUCAUUCCAUACACAACAGGACAUGAUUUCCAAGUAUGCCUUAGACAAGGUGUGACAGAGGUAAACAAAAUGAUAAUUAAUCAAAUAUAACCGCACCUUUGGGAACAUAUUUCAAGCUAGCAAGUUAUCAAAGCUGAAUUUGAUGAAUUUUAAGGAAAAAACAGGCAAAUUAUUUCAGAAUAAAAAUUAAGGGCCGGUAUUUCACCUUUAUAACUGGCAGUGGAAAAUAAUAUGGAGGUGUAUAAGGCAGGGUGAUCUCCUAAAAGCAUGGCAUAGUGCACAAAUGUCAGCCUCAUCGACACCACUCUCCAUGUCAGAGCCUAUUUAGGUUGAGGCACGGUCCUUUCUAUUGCAGUGGUGUUAACUUUCCAGUGUAUAAUAUAAUAACAUUGUGCAAGCAUUACACUUUGUUCUCCCAGUUAAUAUCAUGAUUUGUGAAAACUGGAUGGCAGAAUAAAAUGGGGCUGCUCAGAGGUGAGCAGAGUUUCAAAUUAUUUAAAUAAUUGCAACUUUCAAUAGUAGUACUACGUGGAGAACUUAGUAUGUUUUAAUUAGCGAUGGGUCAUAGUUGCUGGUAUGCCCCCCUGACUGAAUUGGUAUGAAGUUCAACAACAAACAAGCCUUUGUCUCCAUGAGACAGACCAACUGUUCACUGAUUGGCUGCUAAACAAAUAUCUGAUGAACCAGGCGGCGAGCUCCGUUUUAUUAGCAUUUCAAACCACUGCUUGUCUGACCCACUGAUCUGAGUGAUCUUGGAAAACGUGUUUGUGCUGUCUGUUGAUUGCACUCAUUGCUAACACACACAUACACACACACACACACACGCAUGUGUACCCAAACUGAAUCAGCUGUUGUACUGGUUUUAGCCCCGUAUUCAAAAUGAUAAUGAAAUGUCAGGGUGCGCCAUCUGUUCGUAUUGUAUUGCUCCAUUGUCUUUGGACUGUCAUUCCACGAAGACCGUUUGUCUUUUCCUUGCACUUAGAGAGGAGCCAAUCCCAUAUUGCAAGUGCAGUAAAAACAGUGUUUUGAAUUUUCUUUUUGGAAAGCACCCAUAUGACAUUUGGCUUGACAUCAGUGGGUGGCACAGACCGGCUCUGCAGGUUUCCUUUGAUAUGCUUCGUCAUUUCAUCUUUACUUAGUAGUCUUAUCUCUAUUUAAAUGUGAAUGUACUGAUGUAGAAUAUACUGGAUUUUUUUUAAGCAAACCUUUUUCUUAAGUUUAAUCUACAAGACCAGAUAUUUUCAGGUGGUAAUUUAACUUGGACUGAGUUUCAAGCAAAGUAUGUCCUAUGGAUGUGGACUGGUUCUUAGCUAAUGGUGUGUUCUUGUGCUGGUGAGCAUAAUAUCAUACAACUGUGUUUGAACUGUGAAUUGCCGUUCUCGUUUCUCCCAAUGUUUUCAGCAUUGUUUGUGGUUCUAAAGUGAAAUUUGAAAAUCAGCAGUGUUGUCUUUAAUCAAACGAGAUUCUCAAUACUGUCUCUGAAUGAAUUUCCAAUUGUCAUAUGGCACUACACAGUAUUUCUACACUAGCUGUCAUACAGCAACUAGUAAUCGGUUUUGUUUUGUAUAUAAUGCUUUUUUUUAUACCAAAUGUGCUGUAUUUAAUGUUGCCUUUUUGUACUCAUUUGUAAUAAUUUUUUUCCCAAAAGUAGUUUUUGUAAACAUUUGUGUCUGUUAAUGAAUUGUUCACAAUGCGUAUUUAUGCUUUUGGCUAAUAAAACUUUUUUCUA